AUGUUCCAAGCAGACAGACAGUGGGAUCUUCCCAACAAGGACAUUUUGUCGUACAUCUUCGACAAGCCUGCCUACAACCAAGACAAGCCGAUCUACGUCGACGUCCAUAAACCCUCACGGUCCAUCUCAUGCAACCAGGCGCGGCGCAUUAUCCGCCAGCUUAUUGCCGGCCUACGAGCUGCCGGCGUAAAGCAAGGCGAUUGCGUCGCCUUACAUUCCUUCAAUGAUAUAUACUACUGCAUGCUGGUGCUCGCCAUCAUUGGCGUAGGUGGUGUCUUCACCGGCACGAACCCGUCUUAUACCGCUGCAGAGCUUUCUCAUCAUAUGAAGACAUCCCAGAGUAAAUUUCUGAUAUCUGAGCCCGAAAUUCUCGCCCCUGUUCUCAUAGCAGCCAAAGAAAAUGGAAUCACUGACAGCAACAUUUGGAUCUUUGAUACUCAAGGGCAGAAGCUCCCUGAGGGUCGGCGGUCGUGGAAGGAUCUGUUCAACCACGGGGAAGAGGACUGGGUGCGAUUUGACGACCGGAACGUUUCUCAAAAGGUGCAUGCGGCUCGACUUUUUAGCAGUGGCACCACCGGGCUUCCCAAAGCGGUGACUAUCACUCACUUGAACUUGAUUGCUCAGCACGAAAUGACACACGGCGCUCAUGCUCCGCCGUAUGAUAUUUCUCGCGUCAUCGCCAUCCCCAUUUUCCACGCUGCCGCCGCUCCAUCAACACAUGUUGGAGCUCUUGCGGGUGGUGAUGUUGUGUACAUGAUGCGUCGAUUUGAUUUAGAGUUAUUCCUCCAAACGACAGAGAAAUAUCAUGUAACAGAGAUGACCAUGGUACCGCCUAUUGUCCUUGCUGUGGUCAUGUCACCAUUCACGAGGACGAGGCCGUUUUUGAAAUCAGUCCGAUACGCCGGAUGCGGCGCCGCACCUCUCGAUAAAGAUCUCCAGGCAAGGCUUCUGCAAUUGAUGAAUGACGAUGCUUCAUUCACCCAAGUUUGGGGCAUGACUGAAUCAUCGUGCAUUGCUACUAUGUUUCCUCAUACCGAGCGGGACGACACCGGUUCGGUUGGGCGAUUAAUUCCCAAUCUUGAAAUCAAGCUUGUUGACGACGACGGACACGAUAUCUCCCAAUACGGAGUCCGUGGGGAGCUGUGUAUACGUGGCCCAACGGUUACCCCGGGGUAUUUUGGGAAUGUCAAGGCUAAUGCUGAAAGCUUUGACUCAGAUGGGUUUUUCAAAACUGGCGACAUUGGCUUUUGCGACAAGGCAACGCGUAAAUGGUAUAUUGUUGACCGUAAAAAAGAGCUGAUCAAGGUUCGCGGAUUCCAAGUGGCUCCGCCCGAGCUGGAAGCAGUUUUGCUCUCGCAUCCCCAGAUAAUCGAUGCCGCAGUCAUUGGAGUAAGUAUCCCCGGGGCCGAUGGCGAGUUACCGCGUGCAUAUGUGGUUCGGAGGCCUGGUCCUGAGGGAGCUAAAUUGACAGAGGAUGAGGUCAAGAAGUAUUUGGCUAGCCGUUUGGCCAAAUACAAGGCCUUAACCGGUGGAGUCAAGUUUAUUGAUUCUAUUGAGAAGAAUGCCAGUGGCAAGAUUCUAAAGAGAAUUCUGAGGGAGGACAGUAAGAAGGACCUUGCAAACGGACAGAUUACUGCAAAGCUGUAG
Talaromyces rugulosus is the source of this 1647-nucleotide messenger RNA. RefSeq lists its product as uncharacterized. Gene Ontology annotation, biological process: secondary metabolic process. Lineage: Eukaryota; Fungi; Ascomycota; Eurotiomycetes; Eurotiales; Trichocomaceae. The record is from RefSeq and is a predicted model, not a curated record. Gene Ontology annotation, molecular function: CoA-ligase activity. The transcript is spliced from 5 exons. The coding region runs from base 1 to 1647 and encodes 548 amino acids.